This is a messenger RNA of Xiphophorus hellerii (green swordtail), 1440 nucleotides long. RefSeq names its product nucleolar and spindle associated protein 1 (gene nusap1). The record is from RefSeq and is a predicted model, not a curated record. The transcript has 10 exons. Gene Ontology annotation, molecular function: microtubule binding. Gene Ontology annotation, cellular component: nucleolus; mitotic spindle; microtubule. Bases 119 to 1426 code for a protein of 435 amino acids. Gene Ontology annotation, biological process: mitotic cytokinesis; establishment of mitotic spindle localization; mitotic chromosome condensation. Lineage: Eukaryota; Metazoa; Chordata; Actinopteri; Cyprinodontiformes; Poeciliidae.
UUUUGAAUCGGCGGCUAUUUUAACCGUCGGGCGCCGAGGAAUCUGGGAGAAAGCGGCGUAGACAUAAACCCAGAUAAAUAAGUGAACUAACGCGCACCUUGAAGUGGAAAAGCAGCAGAUGAAGAUGGAUUUGAACUCUAUGAAGUACGCGGAGCUGCGAAGCAUCGCGAAGGAGCUGGGGCUGAAGGCGAACACGAAGGCCGAUAAGCUCCUGAAAGCCAUUAAGCAGCACUAUGAAAAAGAAAAGAAAAAUGACGAGGGAGAUGAAAAUGCAGCUUCAGACAGCGGCCGGGAGGAUGUAGAUGAUGCUUCCCAACAAGAGGCUCCCAGUACGGCUGUGUUUGUGAACACGCGUCGGGGGAGAGGAAAAUGCAUCAAGAGGAAGAUCACUGAUGCUGCUGAGGCUGCUGACCCAGCCGAAUCUUGCAGCAGUUCAGGGGAGAAGAAGAAAAGGAAGGUGACCCUGGACAAAGACUCUGAGAUGAACGAACCGGAGCCCCAGCUGCACCCGGCUCCUGUGCUCGCUGAAACAGAGAUGAAUGUGUUCCCGUCGUCUGGUUCUCGUACAGAAAAGGCACCGAAGGUGGUAAAAGGCGGCAAGAUCCCUCGUCACCAAGGCCUCCAGCAGAGGAGCAAGGCUUUGUUGAAGCCCACAACUCCUAACUUUAAAAAGCUCCAUGAGGCCCAGUUCAACAAGAUGGAGUCCAUCGACAGCUACGUCCAGCGGAAGACGAAGCAGGUGGAGACGUACAAAAUUCCAGUCAAAGACCUGAAGAAGAAUUCAGCUCGUGCCACCAUGUUCAGCCCCGUCCCCAGCAACAAGACGCCGGCCGAGGAAAACUGUCGCCACACUUUGCUCUCGGCCAGUAAAAUCCCUUCAAAAAAACCUGCACAAAAAGAAGAUGGUCGGUUCAGACCCUCUGUCCUUUCUGCCCGCAGGGUCAAUGUCCGAUUCUCGGAGGCUACACUCGAUAAUGAGUUCAAGAGGUCGCUGGUGAAGACGCCAGCACGGAUGUCGCCAUGCGUCGCCUCCAGUACCCCGCAAAAACCGACUGCAGACGCAGCAAAGCCGGCCGCCGCCAAGUCUUCAGCUUUAUCUGCCCAGAAAACUCCAGGACCCUUCAUUUUCACCGGUAACACGAGUGCUUUAGGAACGCCUGGAACCCAAAAGAAACCUGCCUUCGACCUGAAGGCGAGUCUGUCGCGUCCCCUCUCCUACCAGCCCCAUAAAGGUAAACUGAAACCUUUCGGAGAUGUCAAGGAAAACGCAGCAGGAAACAAGUCUGCGAUCGCCAAUCCUCGCCAAGAAAGUUACAAACAGCCCAAAAUCCAGUCAAGGGAGGACCGGCGAACCAAACAAAUGGAAAGCCGGAAGCAGAAAAAAGAAAACAUGCUCGGGGCGAGGAGAGGACUUGUGAUGACGUAGACGGGGGUAUUCUU